Galleria mellonella (greater wax moth) is the source of this 2111-nucleotide messenger RNA. RefSeq names its product retinaldehyde-binding protein 1-like. Gene Ontology annotation, molecular function: phosphatidylinositol bisphosphate binding. Gene Ontology annotation, cellular component: membrane. The transcript has 7 exons. The coding region runs from base 149 to 1150 and encodes 333 amino acids. NCBI's taxonomy places the organism in Eukaryota, Metazoa, Arthropoda, Insecta, Lepidoptera, Pyralidae. The record is from RefSeq and is a predicted model, not a curated record.
ACGACGUAUCGUCUCCAUAUGCAUACUAUAUACUUAGUUAAAGAAGUACUGGUCGAUCCGUGGCAGCGACAUUAGAAGUUUGCACGCCGUCCAGCGCACAGCGCAUUGUCCUCCCGCGUCCGAGUUUUGCGCAUAAUUGCCAACCAAAAUGACUACAGCCAGCGUACUGUUAACUGUAGCGACUACUUGGAACGUGGCCAGCGAUAAAGUGGACAAAUCGCGGAUAGCGCGCACAACGCAGAGCCUUGCUGCCGAAGCAGCGAAAGAGCUUAGAGAAACAACCGCUACUAGAGAGCAAGCACUGCGUAUAAUGAGAGAUUGGAUACAGAAAAAUAAUGACAUCAAAAAUGUACGACAAGAUGAUGCUUUCUUGUUACGUUUUCUACGUCACAAAAAGUACAGCGUACCUAUGGCCCAACAAACACUAUUGAAAUAUUUGAACUUGAGAAAAUACUAUCCAGAAAUCUUUUUGAAUGUAGAUUGCGAAGAUCAGAAUUUACAAGAAAUAAUCAAUAAUGGGUACUUGGCGGUAUCACCAGUUCGGGACAGCAAAGGUCGGCGGGUCAUCGUUUACAACAUGAGUAAAUUCAAUGCAAAUAAGCUGACAUGUUGGGACAUGUGCCGUGUGCAUACCCUGAUUUACGAGAGUCUGCUGGAAGACCCCAUCGAUCAAAUCUGUGGGUUCACGCAUGUGGGGGACGGCAGCGGGGUUACCGGAGCGCACAUUACUGCUUGGAAUCCUACUGAUUUUGCAAGACUUAUGAAAUGGGGAGAGCAAUCGAUGCCAAUGAGACAUAAAGAAUUUCACUUAAUAAAUAUACCUACUGCUAUUAAGUAUAUCAUAGACUUUGCAAAAAGCAAAGUUACAGCAAAAAUGGCAGCAAGACUUCAGAUUCAUUCGUCUUUAAAACAGCUACACAAAAACGUCGACGUGGCAUGUCUCCCUACAAUAUACGGCGGUGAAAUACCACUCCAAGAUAUGAUAACAUUCACUAAACAACUGAUAAGCGACCAAAGAAAAACAGUGCUUAACCUCGACGACAUGCAAAUACUAAGUACCAGGGGUAUAAUUUCGUCAAGAUCUAAAAACAAUAUUCAAAACGACUCUGUUUCAGUAGAAGGUAGUUUCAGGAAAUUAGAAAUAGACUAAAAUAAUAUUGUAUAAUUUUUUAUUGACAAGUUACAUGGUCUUGAUAUAGUAACUUUUUUGAAAAUUGUGAAAUGAAUUUGACGUAACAUUGUUAUGUGAUGAAACAUAAUGAUGUUUCGUUGCCAAUUGCCGCUAAAUAUACAGGGUCCUAUUACUGCAGGUUAUAUUCGACUGUUGACUUUGAUUAUAAAUAUAUAUUAAUUUAGGUAAUGUUCUGCUCUCUGAAGAAAAAAUACGAAAACGAUUUAUUUUUGAGAUAAAUUAAAAACAUUCCCUGAUUAAAUUUCAUUGCCAAAAAGUUGAAUAAAACAUGCACUUACAUUUGCAGAAAUCGUUAUUGUGUGGAAAAUAUUGCAGACAUAUCUCAUAAUCAGAUUUUUCUUACAUCCGAGUACAGAGAUUAGAUGUAGAGUAAUUAAUUGGAUUCUAUAAAAUAUGCUUUUCUAUUUGGUUAAUCAGUAUUCUACAUUGUAAAUAUUAUUUUGAAUGUAUUAAAUUUUGUGUAUAAAGAACUCUUCAAAAUUAAAAUGGAAUAAAGUCAAAGUAAAAUAGUGGAAAUAUAUUUAGAAAAUUGCAUAUGGUUUUAUUUAGGGAUAGAGUAACCGAGUGUAUUUAUAAAUGGUGACUGUAUUUAUUAGGUCGAUUAUUAAUGUGUUUCAUUUUUGACAUUUGUUGGACUUAUUGAUUGUAAAGGGGGUUAACACAGCAUUUAUUGGCGCAUACUAAUUGUACUAUAUUUAAAGUUAUAAAAAGUGACAAGUGCCAAAUACAUGUGUGCUGCCUGUUUAAACACUACUACGUUAUUUUACUUUAUUUUCCAUGUUUUAUUAUUUUAAUACAAUAAUUAUAUCUACAAUAAAGAAAAGAGGUAUAGUGGGUGUAGAGUAUUAUUUAUUAGCUAUAAUAUUUUCUGUAGUUUUUAUACAUAUACAUUUUUUUAAUAAAUAUGACAGUAAAUUUA